Molecule: messenger RNA, 7647 nt
Organism: Erinaceus europaeus (western European hedgehog)
Lineage: Eukaryota; Metazoa; Chordata; Mammalia; Eulipotyphla; Erinaceidae
Gene: LUZP1
Product: leucine zipper protein 1
Exons: 4
Coding region: 641-3862 (1073 amino acids)
Source: RefSeq, a predicted model, not a curated record
AGAUUCUAGAGACUGAAUGACAAAAAUAGAUUUAGAGCACUUGUAACAGUGCCUAGCAUGUAUUGGGCACUCUAUUUUAUUAAUAGUGUUUUUUUUUUUUUUUUUUUUUAAUCACGACCUUGGUUAAAUCACGGGUUUUUUUUUUUUUUUUUUUCUUUUUCCUUUUAAGCCUCCGUUUUCUCAUCCGGAAGACGGAGUUAAGAAACUUACAUAACAGCUUUGGAAUCUCCCUCUGUGGUGGGCUCUGGGAUCUGCCAUUCUGUCUCUCUGCUUCCUUCUGGGGUGAGUGGGUCACCUCAAAUGGAGCUGCAGAGACACAGCAGAUGAUGGGGCGACCCGCACUCUUCCAGCACGGAGGGAGGGACCCGAGUUAACCAGGACGCGAUUUCCUGGCGGCACUCCCGGGACAAGAGGUGAGGAGGCGCAGAUACCAUUGAAAGAUACAGCAAGUGGCCAUUUCCAAGAUAGCAAGUAGGGGAGGAGCCAGAACCACUGAAAGCUCAAGUUAAAUUACCUAGAUGACUGAUAAUGGUCUCCAGCUGCCAAAGAACAUUGUGGAUGCCAAGAGAAAGGUAACCACUUCUCAUCCCUUCAAGUGGAAUUGGAUGCCUCUGGGAGCCUACAUAGACUGGCAGUAGAAAUGGCCGAAUUUGCAAGCUAUAAGGAUACUGCCUCCAGCCGCCACCUGCGAUUUAAGUUACAGAGUCUAAGCCGCCGCCUUGAUGAGUUGGAGGAAGCCACAAAAAACCUCCAGAAAGCUGAGGAUGAGCUAUUGGAUCUCCAGGACAAGGUGAUUCAGGCAGAAGGCAGCAACUCCAGCAUGCUGGCUGAGAUUGAAGUGCUGCGCCAGCGGGUGUUGCGAAUUGAAGGCAAAGAUGAAGAGAUUAAGAGGGCAGAGGAUCUGUGUCAGCUUAUGAAGGAGAAACUUGAAGAGGAAGAAAACCUCACCCGGGAGCUAAAGUCUGAGAUUGAGCGGCUUCAGAAACGAAUGGCUGAGCUAGAGAAGCUAGAAGAUGCCUUUAGCAGAAGUAAGAAUGACUGCACCCAACUUUGCUUAAGCCUUAAUGAGGAGAGAAAUCUGACAAAGAAAAUCUCCUCUGAGCUGGAAACACUCAGGAUCAAAGUGAAGGAAUUGGAAUCUUCUGAGGAACGCCUGGAUAAAACUGAGCAGAGUUUAGUGUCAGAGUUAGAACAGCUGAAAUCAUUAACCUUGAACUUUGUGAGUGAGAGAAAAUACUUGAGUGAAAAAGAAAAGGAAAAUGAGAAAUUGAUAAAAGAGCUCACUCAGAAGCUGGAGCAGAACAAAAAAAUGAAUCGAGAUUAUAUAAGAAACACGCCUAACCUUCUGGAACGGAAUGAUUUGAGGAUUGAGGAUGGCAUCUCCUCUCCACUGCCAUCCAAAGAGUCAAGAAGAAAGGGCACUCUGGACUACCUAAAGCAAGUAGAGAAUGAAACGAGAAACAAAUCAGAAAAUGAAAAGAACCGAAAUCAGGAAGACAACAAAGUCAAAGAUCUUAACCAAGAGAUUGAGAAACUUAAGGUACAAAUCAAGCAUUUUGAAUCUCUGGAGGAAGAGCUUAAGAAAAUGAGGGCCAAAAAUAAUGACCUUCAGGACAAUUACCUUAGUGAACAGAAUAAAAAUAAACUCUUAUCCAGCCAGCUGGAGGAAAUAAAGCUACAAAUCAAGAAACAGAAAGAGUUAGAGAAUGGGGAGGUGGAAGGGGAAGGUACUUUCUUGUCCAGCAAAGGCAGGCACGAGAGGACUAAGUUUAAAGGCCACCAUGGCAAUGACACCCCACAGUCCAAGCACACAUCCCGAGAGCAGUCCCCUCAGCAUAAGCGGGAAAGGCACCGAAACAGGGAGUUUGCUAUCAACAAUGAAAACUAUUCACUGAGCAAUAGGCAGGUUUCUUCUCCCAGUUCCACCAAUAGGAGAGCAGCCAAAGCUUCCAACCCAGGGGCAAGUACAGACAGUGGGAACCAGGAGACAAAGAGACCUGAUGACCGAUUUGUUCCUGGCUCCUCUCAAAGUGAAGGGAAGAAGUCCAGGGAGCAGCCUUCUGUGCUUAGCCGCUACCCACCAGCUGUCCAGGAACAUAGUAAAGUCUGGAAGGGAACUGCGAAGCCAGGUACUGACAGUGGGUUGAAAGGAAGAGUAGAGAAGGCAACACGAACAUUUAAUGAUACCACCCACGGAAAUAUUGCCAGUGACAUUUUGGGUAGAGCUGACAAGGCUUCUGAUACCUCCACUGAGACCUACUUUGGCAAGAGGGGCCAGGCAGUUGGCAGUGGGAGUCAAAUAACUCAGGUUGCAGACUCUGGCAGUUUUAAGGCCAUUGGAGCUCUGGCCUCAUCUCGAAGGUCCUCCUCAGAAGGGCUCUCCAAGGGCAAAAAGACUGCCAAUGGGACUGAAUCUGAUACCAGUUCCCUGAACUCCAAGGCUCUUCUUUUAGCAAAGUAUCCUUAUAGCUCCAAAAGCCAAGAGAACAUCUUUCAGGGCUUUUCAACUCCAAAUAAAGAGGGAGGUGAGCAACUCACAGCAGUGAUGAUGGAAGAAGGUGGAGAGCAUGAAGCACUGAGGUGUCAUGUUACCAAAUUCAGUGGCAGAGAGAAGCCAGACUCAGAUGAGGACAUGGAUAUAGCAUCUCUUGUUACUGCCAAGUUGGUAAACACGACCAUCACCCCAGAGCCAGAACCUAAACAGCAGCCCAACUCAAGAGAAAAGGCCAAAUCUCGAGGAGGACUUAGAACCUCUCUGUUUGAGAAUGAUAAGGAUGCUGAGACAGAAAAUGAAUCCGUGAAGCCUGCCAGAGCCUGCAGCAAUGUGAUGGAGCUCCCAGAUGCCAGUAGUACCGGGGGGAAAAGCCAGCGGUCCUUCAGCCCCAGAGAGGCCUUGCAGUCAAGAGCGGUCAUCAAACCAGUCAUCAUUGAUAAGGAUGUGAAAAAGAUCAUGGGAGGGUCUGGGACCGAGGCCACCUUGGAGAAGCAAAAACCUACUUCCAAAUCCGGGUUAAAUAAAGUGACAAGCAGCAUUACCAUCUACCCCUCUGACACUGGUGGCCCUAGAACCGGCCCUGGAGAGGCCCCUCGGGAAAGGCACACAUCCACCAGCAACAUCCAGGUUGGGUCAGCGGACCUGGCAGCAGUGAGCAACCAUGUCAGCUCCCCUUUUGAGCUCUCCAUUCACAAACAUGACAUCACCUUGCAGUUCAUGGAAGCUGAAAAGUUGGGAGAUGGGGCCCUGAAGAACAGGGCGGAAACGGUGGUCUCUCGGAGCAGCAUUAUUAUAAAGCCAUCUGAUCCCAUGGAGAGGAAUAGUCAUGCUCCCCCAGCGGAGACAAUCACGUGGAAAAGCCAUAGCAUACCCGCAGAAGUGGGUUCCUCUGACACCAGACAUGUUACCGUGCGGAAUGCCUGGAAGAGUAGGCGAGACUUGAACUCUUUAGACCAUCCCCCAGCUCGAAUAGGGAAAAAUGUGGAAUCCAAUGCCUACACUCAGAGGUCUUCCUCAGACUACUCAGAACUUGAACAAUCCAGGUCAGACUUUUCUGAACAAGGCACCCGAAGGGUAGCAAAUUCUGGAGAUGGCCGUGAGGUGCCCUCCAGAAGGACCCAAAGUAGCCUCACCGUGUCAGAGGUGCUCACUCGUCGGAAUCGAGUGGACGACACCAUCACCUCUGCAGCCUGUAACCACUCAUCAGGCAUGGAAAAAAGUGAAGACUGUGCACUCAGUAUGUACCGGCGGCUGCACAACUCCCUGGAACGGUCUGGAUUGCCUGCAAAGCAGGGGCUGCCAGAGCUGGGCCGUGGACGGGCUGAGGAGCGGUUGCGACCAAGCAGACCCUGUGCCGAGGAAAACUGAGCCAUCCAGUGGAUCUGCUCUCUCCUCUGCUCCUGCUUCUCAGCUCCCCCACCUUCCUGCCCUUGGAAGGAUCCAAGACCAGUUUACCACGCUAGACAGCAGGCCUUGGCUGGGAGACUGGCAGUCGGGCCAUGGCUCAGGUCAUUUUUGCCAGUUGAUCAGAGGGGAUCAGACUACAACAGGCUGGAUGGUUACCCAGGCCCACCUUCCCUGAUGCAUGAGUCCUCUCUCUCCUUGUCCCCAUCCCCAGGUAGGAUGGACCACUCUCACACCCACAUGGGGAAGGUAUAGCAACACUAAUAUCUAUGCCCACCACACAACAGCAGCUGAAAGCUCUUCUCUGCUCCUUGGGUGGGCUGUUUCCAUGAUGUAGGGCAACCCGUUCUCUGUAGUUUUUGUUCUGAUUUCUUAGUCUUCUCAUCACACCCACUUUACUCUGUGUUUGCCCUAAAGGGCCCAAGUACCCAGUAGGACUUUAUCAGCCAUCCAUUUCAUGAGGGGGCGUCUUCCUUUCCCCAUUGGGAUUACUCAAGACUUUUUGAUUUUUACAAAUUUUAAACAUAAGAGGUAUGUGCUAUCUCUAAGGGGUUAUGGGUCUUCCCUGUAAGUUAAGGCUUCUCUGACCUGACUGGCUGACCAUUGUUUUCUGGGGGCAGAGCACACGGAUCCCUGUUUGUUGGAAUCCCCCUACUAUCCUUCCUUCCAAAGGCACCCAGAAGUGCACAAGCCUUAUGCGUUGUUUUCUGGACACUUUAAUAUGCUGCUCCUCUCCUGUGGCUGGAGAUUUCAGGCUGAUUUCAUCUUUUCCACUUUAGGAAUAUCUUCAGACUAAACUGGGCCUGACCCAGUGUACUCUGCCUUCUAGGAAGUAUCCAGCAAAGGGGAAAGCAGACAGGAAGAAGUGAUUUCCCUUUAGUCACUCCACAAGCAAUAGCUCCAUGAAAGGCAUGGACUUCCUCCUUCAUCCCUUAUGGAGAAGGUAUCGCACUUUAUCAAGCUGACGCUUCCCUACAGAUGGAUGCUCGUGAUUUCUGCAGAGACUAUCAAUCUGAUGACUCAUUAGAGGAAAGAUGAUACGUGCCCAUCUAGAGCCCCAGGUACAAGUAAUUCAAAAUGCAGCAAAUCUUUUAGGAAACCACAUAAUUGGCUAGUUUUCUUAUACCAAGCACAUGGGGGAGGUUAAAAAGUAACAUAUUAUUGGCACUGCUUUUUCUAUAGCAUUUUCUCAAUUCAAAGAAAGGGAUCUUUUAAAGCCUGCCUUUGGAGGUAGAUAUGGUUGUCUUCACAGUGAAAAUGAGCAUGAGGAGUCAAGAAAGCUGACUUUUCAUGACUUCCUUUUGGAUGAUAGUGUGCCAGCCAUUGUCCUCUUGGGGCAGGCCUCAGCCACUAUAUCUGUAAGAUGAGUUUUGUGAAAUGGAUGAUGUCUAUAGGCCUUAAGUCUCGUAUUCUGAGAUUUUUCUGUUCCACCAUCCUUUGUGAUUCUCACUUCUGGCAUGAUGCAUAAGUUUGGGGACCAUUUUCCUUCCUGUCUUUUUUUCUGGGGGACCCAUUCCUUGCGAUUUCUUCAAGUUUAAUGUCAUAAGGAUGAGCUCUGAGAAUCUCCUUUGGCCUCAGUUUUUCCAUCCUAAAAGAUAUAAAGGGGUUAGAGGUCUCUGUGGCCCCUUUGGCACUAAUCUUGUUAAAUGUCACAAAGGACUUUUUGGCCUUCUGGCCAGGUUCUUUGUUUAACACACAUUGGUAUAGCUCUUGCAUCUGUGCUUCUUCCGCUUCCACUUGGUUGGUGUGGGAACCAGCAUUCCCCCUCAUUUGUCUGCAUCAGACUAAGCAGUCCCAGGGGGAGCACCUCCCCAUUUUAAGGAUAGGAAUGUUUUGCCAUACUUCUAUCUUCUAGAACUGAAUCAGUGUAAGGGCAGUGCCAUGUGGCUUUGCCUUCCCUCUCCACAUUCCUGCCAUAAAUGUUCAAUUUAAGCUGUUUUUCAAGACGUCUUCCUGCUGCUUCUCGAAUCACUGGCCAGAAAGAAGCUUGCCCAAAGCUGCAACCCCUUACUUUGUAGCCUCCCUGCCAUACUUCACUCGGCAAUCCUAAGCGUCCAAAGGGAACUAACUUCUGUGGUGAUCAACAGAAGAAAUUAAUGCUGGUUUUUCUCUGGAUAGAAACAGAAGGGUGCCAAACCAGGCCUACAAAGAUCUUGCCAACAAUUCUCAUCUGUGGGCAUUGGAGCCCUGGAUUCUGGUGCUGUAGCUCUGGUGCCAAAGUCUGGAUCUUUCUAUUUUUCAGCAGCACCAACAUCUAUUACCCAACAUGCUCUGUGGAAGAGGGACAGCUGCCAUGCCCUCUUGCUGGGACUGCUAUCUUAAAACCUGAGUGCAAUUGGGUUUGAUUGUAACAGUUACUUCAGGACAAAUACUGUUUCCUUAAUCUGCACACUUUCUAGAACCGCUAUAAAAUAGAUUUUAUUUUUAAACAACUUCAGCAUUGCAGCAAAUACUGUUGUUGUAAGUGAAGGCUGGAAGCUCAGGUGUUCUGAGCUUCAAAUGGCUGGCAAGGCUGACUCCCAAAAUCCAAAGUUGAAAGACAUGUAAAAUAACUUGGGUGAGACAUUCUGGAUCCAGGCCUCAUCAUCAAGAAUCCUGGAGGAAAUCACCAAAUAAGGGGGAGGUCUGAUAGUUAAAUAGUUGUCUAAUCAAGCCAAAUAUCCCCACUGUCCCAACCAACAAGCCCACUUUUAUGACAAGUCUCUUCUGCUUCUUGGCUCCAACUUGAAAUUUUAUUGGCAGUUAGAUGGUUGUGAGACUUCUUAGUGAGGCUGGGGAAAUCUGGUACUCCAUAGCUGCUGAGUUGGAGGAAGCAGAGCUGGGCUCAGUCACCUGCUAACCUGUUUACCAUCAGAGUUGCAGAAAUGGUGGGCAAGAAAAAAAAUGGCUGUUUUUUUCUGAGUGGCAAUUAAACAACUUGAGUGUAGACUAGAGGGAUCUGCAGUGGGGCCAAGGACCUGUGCCUUGCCUAUAGCCGUGGUAACUUGCACAUAAAUCAUCUCCCUUAUCAUGAGGUAUUUGGGAGAUUGACUUUGAUCUUGGACUUGCCAUCCAGGGGCUGGGGCAGUUUUAAUUCUUUAUAUUUAGUGGGUUUGUGCCAAGUGCUACCACUGUCCAGUAAAGGAAGGUGACCCAGGGAACCUAGCCUCUGGGUCCCUAGCUGCCUUUAUUGCUGUGGGUUUUUUGUUGUUAUUCUGACAAGACUGCUGUGGAAGAGCUGUUUUUAGGGAUUAUCUUUUGAAUACCCCUUCUGGGGAACAGGGUUUUCCUCAAAGCCUCACAACCAAGAUCUUAGGAAAUAGGCCCUAUUUUCCUGCUGCUCACAGCUCAGAACAUGUACUGAAUGGAAUGUAUUUUUAAGAGAAUAAAGUCUAUUUUUUUGUAUUUUAAAGAUUGGGAGGGCUAGAAAGGUAGUCCUCAGAUAAACGUAUUGCAUUAUAGGUCCCUUUGCUGGGGGCAUCACUAUCUGUUGGUCCACACCUACUUACUCAGGCAGGUGCUCUGGUCUCACCCCUGGCCCCUUGGAGCCUAGGUGCAGCAGCUUCUACAUUCCUGCUCCAAGCUUGGGACCAAGGAGGUCAAACCCUGUCACUGGGAAAUCAGGGCAAAGCCAUGAGCAGUGACUCAGGGCUCCUUGGGUGCAUGUGUAUAGUUGAAGCUGCCUGUCUGCAUGUAUCCUCUAGCUCCAAUGCUGUUUGUUGGCUCUGCAGCACAAUAUGUAACCAAUAAAGCUCCCUAGUUCCCAUGUG